GCCAGAGACAGAAACAGAGACAGCAGCAUUGACUCCUGUAAAACUGACUUUUCACAUGUUUUUCACCUUAAAAUGGCUUCAAACAUUUGUGAAAAUUCAAAUUUGACAAAGAAUGUGAGAUACUGCAGAGGAGCCAGAGAGGACGGCGGGGAGAGGGUGGAGACUCUGGAGGACAACUACGAGAAUGUGGACACGGACCAUCGUGGUGAUAUUUCCACACAGGGUGGGGGAGCACAUACUCAAAGGCGUCUCGCAGCUGUGCAAAGAAACCCUUUAAGAACUGCUGCUCUGGUCCUGGGCCCCCUGCUGGUAGCUGGAGUCGUUGUCCUGUUCAGACUCUAUAGUUCAGCCAUUGUGAAAUACAACCAGCUCAGCAGCAGUUAUGACGAGCUGCAGAGACGUUAUACCAACCUGAGUGACAGUUUCUGCCAGACAGAGGACCAGACAAAGGGGAACAUCACAGAGUGGAGGAGAUUUCGAUGCAGAUGUUACUUCAAAUCCACUGAGAGGAAAAGCUGGACAGAGAGCAGGAGGGACUGUCAGAGCAGAGGAGCAGAUCUGGUGGUAAUAAACGACAAAGCUGAACAUGAUUCUGUCAGUGAACAUGUAGAUUCCUGGAUCGGCCUGCAGCCAGUGAAAGACCAGUGGGGAAAGGCUUGGGAAUGGCAAUGGGUGGAUGAAUCAAAUACAAAUUAUUGGCCCUGGCAGGCAGAGGUGACGCCUAACCCUGUACACGGGGCUGCAUCGACAGCAUACAUUAAUCUGAAGGGACCCUGGGAUCAAACCAACGAGGGAUCCAAACGAUGGAUCUGUGAGAGACGGAUCUGUUCAGUCUGACAUGUGACAUGCAGCUGUGUUGUUAUGGGUUUGAUUCUUGCUGAGGACCUUUACUCUCUUUAUCAUGAGCUCUUACUGCCCUCCCUUAAAAACAUCUUAAUAAAGACAAACAUGAGAAAGUUAAAUGUAAGACAUUACUCGUGUGUGUGAAACAUGGUUGACUACAAAAAGGCAGAAAUCUUCAUGAUAAUAAAGAAAACAAAAUAAUAUUCAAAGAAAAACACAGACUUCUAAAUUUCACAGCAAUCUGCCCUUUACUGCUGAACGAGACGAGGCAGGUCGACAUAAAUAUUGGACUAUUUGUUCUGUCUUUAACCAAACAGAGUUUGACAGCUUGAAAGAGGUCCAGUGUGACGGUGACAUUCACGUAAUCAGAUCACGACGGAUCGGAAAUGUGCAACAUUUUGCUGAUGCUUGAUAUCAAACAAAGCAGGAGACUGUCUCACAUUAAGUUACUGUUGGCUGUAAAUUCACCACCUUUACACAGAAAGCAGUAGAUAACGUUAUCUCAGAGCCUUGUGGGACAGAGCCUG
This is a messenger RNA of Plectropomus leopardus (leopard coralgrouper), 1370 nucleotides long. Its product is annotated as C-type lectin domain family 6 member A-like. NCBI's taxonomy places the organism in Eukaryota, Metazoa, Chordata, Actinopteri, Perciformes, Serranidae. The record is from RefSeq and is a predicted model, not a curated record.